Molecule: messenger RNA, 2871 nt
Organism: Triticum turgidum subsp. durum (durum wheat)
Lineage: Eukaryota; Viridiplantae; Streptophyta; Magnoliopsida; Poales; Poaceae
Source: the annotation of a GenBank genome assembly
AUGGAGGGGGCGGCACAGACCGUUUUGAGCGAUGUUGUGCAGCUGGUUGGCCAGGAGUUCCGUCAGCUCCGUGCCGUCCGCGGCGAGGUCACGGAGCUGAGGGACGAGCUGGCCACCAUGAACACCCUCCUGCGCAUGCAGUCUGAAGCCGACGCAAGUGGCUUGAGCCACUUCGUCCGAGAGUGGAUGAAGCAAAUCCGGGAGCUCGCCUACGACGCCGAGGACUGCGUCGACCUCUACCUAUUCCGCAUCAGCUGCCCCACGGGCGAUGGCGGGUGGUACAUCUGGUUCAAGACCAAGCGCCUCCUUGCAACGCUUUUCCCUCGCUAUCGCCUCGCCGGUGACAUCAAGUCCCUCCGUGAACGCGCCGUCGUCAUCAGCGAGCGCCAUGCUCGUUACGGUGUCAGCCUCGAGUUGCUGGGCCGCACUGCUUCUUCGGACCUUGUCCCUCAGGCAGCAGCGGCGUCAGCACGUGCGCUCCGCCCUGACAACGACCCCAACCAGUGGGUUGGCAUCACGGCUCAGGUUGAUGAACUGGCCAACAAGGUGAAGGAAGACGAGGGUGAGAACGGCAAAAUGCUCAAGGUGGUCUCCAUCGUGGGCUUCGGAGGGCUCGGGAAGACCACGCUGGCCAUGGAGGUGUGCCGGCAGCUGGGGAGGGAGUUCCUACACCAGGCGAAAGUGUCUGUGUCGCAGACGUUCGGCAGCAAGGACCUCGUGGGAUUGCUGAAGCGCGUGCUUCAGCAGAUGCUGCACCUGAAGUCCGAUGCAGAGCAAAAAGCACUCCGUGAUAAAAUUGACAGCAUGGACGUACGUGACCUAGAACUCCAGCUCGGAAAGGAUCUGCAGAACAACAGAUACCUCAUUUUGAUAGAUGAUGUAUGGAGCACAUCAGCCUGGGAUGCAAUUCGAACCAAGUUACCAAGCAACAACAUGGGCAGCAGAAUCAUCGUGACCACUCGGGAUGAUAAUGUGGCCAAAGAAUGCAGUAGAGCUUGUAAUGAUUACAUCCAUCAUAUGAAGAAACUAGAUGAGAAAGAGGCCAGUGAGUUGUUCCUGAGAAGAACAUUUGGGUCAGUGAGUGAAGACUCUUGCCCAAAGGAUUUAAAAGAUGAUAUGGAAACCAUCUUAAAAAAAUGUGGUGGGCUGCCAUUAGCCAUUGUUAACAUUGCAAGCCUUUUGUCAAGCUAUAACAAUUCAGAAAGGAAGAAGAUGUGGGAAAUAGUUGCCAGAUCAAUUGGUUCACAGAUGGAGAGCAACCCAACCCUUGAGGGUAUGAGGCAGAUACUCACACUUAGCUAUGACCACCUACCCCAUCACCUCAAGGCUUGCAUGAUGUAUCUUUGCAUUUUCCCAGAGGAUUAUGUGAUUUGCAAGUAUCGGCUGUUGAAGCGAUGGAUCGCUGAAGGGCUGAUUCCCAAGAGGCGAGGGAUGACCCAGAUGGAGCUUGCGGAAGAAUGCUUCAGUGAGUUGAUGAGUAGAAGCAUGAUUGAUCAGGCCACUGAUAUUAUCACCAUGUACCAAUGGAGGGAAGAGACAUGUCGAGUGCAUGACAUAAUGUUGGAGGUCAUGGUGUCCAAAUCCCUAGAGUCUAACUUUGUAAGCCUAGUAGGUGGGCAAUAUGAAGGGAUGUCAUAUGAUAGGAUUCGUCGUCUUACCAUACAUGGCGGAGUAGAGGCAGCCCAGGAGUCAUCAUCAAAGAAAAGGGCACCGCACCGUGGUACAAGGAAUGGCAUAAAGGGGAUGACUAUGCAGCAUGUCCGAUCACUGAGCAUAUUUGACACUGAAGCGCCCAAGGUGCUUGCUCGGCUAGGAGAGUUUACCUUGCUAAGGGUACUUGACCUGGAAAACUGCACAGGCCUAGAAGAAGAGUACAUGAAGCAUAUCUGCCGGAUGUACCUUUUAAAGUUUUUGAGCCUGAAGGGUACAGAUAUCAAGGAGAUGCCAUCGAGAAUUGGUGAUCUCGAGCAUUUGCAAACUCUUGAUGUUCGUCAAACAAACUUGAAGGGUCUGCCAGAAACAGUCACAAAGCUAGAGAAGUUGGAGGACUUGCUGUUCUCCAGCAAACACAAUAAUUGGCAUGGGUGGAUGCUGCCCCCAGGGAUCAAGAAAAUGAAGGCACUACGCCACCUGAAUAAAGUGGUUGUGGUAUCCAACCAGAAGGCCGCUGAAGAGAUUGGUGACUUAGAUCAGUUGCAAGAGUUAUGUGUCUACGUCGACUCAAAACAGGGGAUCCAUCAGAAUGUUCUCGAAGAGCUUGCUUGUUCCCUGAGCAAGAUAGACUCCCUCCUGUCGCUCGACAUUGGCAAUUUUGCUUGCCAUAUAUGGCCUUUCCAACAGACAUUGCAGUUCCUGCAUAUAGUAAAGUCACCACCACAGCUGCUCCGUUACCUUAGGAUCUGUGGCAUCAUUAACAGAUUGCCAGAAUGGGUGGGGAAACUCAGGAAUCUUAUUGAUUUGGACAUAGCGUGGACAUACCUUGGUGGUUACGAUCUAUUUGAUGUUCUGUGUAAGUUGCCCAACUUGCAGAGGCUGAACCUGGGGACAUACUUCUGGAAUGGAGAAGUGAUGACCAUAGGCAGUAACCAGUCCUUACCAGAGCUCAAGGAACUUGUUCUGGACUAUGCUCCUGAAGAACCCAAAUACUAUAUAUUUGAGGAAGGAUCAAUGCCAAAUCUGGAAACACUUGUGCUGAAUUACGGUGACCAGUGGAAGAGAACUGUGGGUAUUGAGCACUUGACAAAGCUUAAAGAGGUGCAGAUCAGUUGUAUCAAAGAAGGUGCACUGACUGAGACACUAGAGUUUCUGAAGGUGGAGAAUGAGAAGCGACGCGAUUCUAAGCGCGAACAAAUCAGAGUUGUAGUAAGGUAG